AUGGAAGGCUCUGCUGCUUCUGGUGCUUCUGCUGUUUCUGCUGCGACAGAAACAGCUCAGGGUCCUGAUGACGACACCCUCCUCAAGUUCUACCAGCUCUCGACUCUCUCUCCCCAGUCGUGGGACGACUCUAUUUCUGCUGAUUUCAGCUACAGCGAGCUGGACUUUAGGGACGUUGAUAAGGCUGCUGUGCUAUUGAAGAAGCUCACUGACGACCAGAAGUCUAUCCAGUUUCUGGUUGCUGAUGAGCCUGAUCCCUUGGGCUACUACGACUCCACCAUAGACAUCUUGCGACAGAAGAACAUUCUUGCCACCUCCUCAGUCGACGAAUUGAACAGGAUCAACGACAUCAAGCAGAAGUUCUUCAUCAGCUCAAAGAACUUCAACACAAAAUUGUUUCUAAAGACUUUGCACAACAACGACAGCUUCAAUCAGUUGAACAACUCCUUGGACUACUUGGAAUCCUCCAUUGCAAAACAGUCUGAAGAACUAAAGUACUUGGUUCAAAAAGAAUUUGCCAGGUUUGUCAAGGCAAAAUCAAGUCUAGACAGGGUUUUCGAGGAGUUCAUUCACUCUGGUCUAAGCGAUUCAAAUAAUUCAAAUGGUUUAAAUGAUUCAAAUGAAUCGCUAGUUCAAAAAAACGAAUUACAAAAUUUGAAAGACUCGUUGAAUUUGGCAAAUGCAAAGGCUUCCUCCAUCAUCAAACCAAUCAUUGAUAAUAAACAAAAAGAGCAACACAUCAAAGCUGCUUUGAAAUUUGUUGAGCAAAAUAAAUAUCUAUUUGAUUUGCCAAAGACUUUGUUAAAUUACAUUGAAAGCGACGACUACGAGUCCUUAAUCGAAGACUAUAAAAAGGGGAAAGAUUUUAUCUCAACUUCAAUCUACCCAACCACUCCAAAUUCUGCCACCAUUAAUCAUUUUGACACUGAUGUGCUACUGCCUGAUAAUUUCACAAUCUCACAGGCUCAUUCUCAAAGAGUCUUGGACAGAAUCUGGGAAGAAGUCGAAGCAAUAGUCGACAGCUAUAGAAAGGACACUUGGGAUUUGUUAUCCAAAACAAACUUAAACGACAACAAUUACAUCAAUCUCAUCUCAAAAUUAUUGGAACUAGGUGUCGAAGAUAAUCCUAUCACUGCCUGGAUAAAUUCACAGUACCGUUCUAUUUAUGACGAAAUUAAUGAAGUCUUUGAAAAAUUUAUUGAAAAAAUCAUUUUAUUUCAAAAAACUGUUUUAAAUACUACAAAUUCCACUGAUGUUUCAUUUAUACAAUCGGUUUGCACUUCAAAUGAUGCUGACGAAAAUGACUCAAAAUCAAAUGAAAAUAAAUCUUCUGAUAGAAUUAACAAUAACAAUUCAAGCUCUCUAAACCACGGUUUAGUCGAUUCCACAAAUGUCACUGAAAUGUGGUUGGUUAUAAAAAGAUUAAUAGAUGACAUGGUAGUAAAACAAUCAAACAAAAUCAUCCAAUUUUGGAACCAAUGCGAACUAUUUUUAAACCGUAAACUUCAAUCUACUUUACCAAGGGGCUAUCAAAAUGAAUCUGAAGUUCAUCUCCAUUUACAAGAUUAUGAAAUCUCAAAUAUUAAAAGAAAUACUGAAAAUCUAAUCAAAUUGCUUUGCUCAAAAUUACAAGCCUUUUUCAGCUCAACCCAAAAGGAUCUAAAUCAAAUUCUUUCCAAAAAAUACUCGCUAGAAGUUUUCAAAAUUACCGAUAAUUUAACUCCCAGUUCUCUAACUGAAUAUGGCUUUUUACCCCCAUUCGCCAAUUCUGUUGGAACUUUACGUUACCUCAAUAAAUUUUUAAUCUCCAUAUCUGUUUCCUUCAUAAAGCUAGGAAAUUUAAAAAUCAACGAUUCUGCAAAAACUCUUCAAAAUACUCAUUCAAACAUUGUUCAUUACUUUGUUGAAGCCAUUUGUGCUACUUGGUUUAAUGACUCUUCCGCCUUUAACGUAAUUGAACAUCAUUCCUUAUCAAUAUCCUUAUCAUACUAUUUAAAUAUGGAUAACCUUGAAGAAAACAUUUUAAGUAAAAACUCCUUUCCUGAUCUCAUUUUUAAUUAUGAAAAAAUCAUGAUAUCCAAUAUAAAAAAUAUUUUAUACAUCAAAGAUCAUCUUUCAAAGAAGAUUGAGGAUUUCAAAAAAAAUUCUUUUAUUAAUGACAAUAAAUCUUCAGAGGAAUUGGACAAUGUAAACUUAGACUCCGAUAUUCAAAUUUUAUCUUACCCAUCUCAAAGAUUCCUUUCUCUAGUUCAUGAUAUGUUCUUACAAAGUUUAAAAAUAUUAUUAGAUUCUUUGCUGAAAAGAAUUAAAAAUGGUCAAUUAUUAAAACAAAAUAAAGAAUCCUCAAAAUUAUUAUUUUCUGUUGACUCACACACUGCUACUAUUACUGAUCUUGUCAAGUUAUUAACCAUAAAUAAUUUAUUAAAGUUAAAUAACCAAAUAGUUCCUGGAACUAUAAAAUUCUAUGAUGAAAUUUUUAAAAGUAACUUUACUGGCCAAUCUUUGGACAUUUGGAAUAUUCUUUCCAGUAUGGAAAAUUUUGUAUUUGAAAGUUAUUGCGAAGAAAAAAAGAAGAAAUUGAGUCUUGUGCUUGCGAAAGGUAUUUCAAAUUAUAAUUGGUCUACAGAAACGCCUCCAAGAAGUUAUUAA
Ascoidea rubescens DSM 1968 is the source of this 2649-nucleotide messenger RNA. RefSeq names its product exocyst subunit SEC5. Gene Ontology annotation, cellular component: exocyst. The transcript is spliced from 2 exons. The coding region runs from base 1 to 2649 and encodes 882 amino acids. Gene Ontology annotation, biological process: exocytosis; Golgi to plasma membrane transport. The record is from RefSeq and is a predicted model, not a curated record. Lineage: Eukaryota; Fungi; Ascomycota; Saccharomycetes; Ascoideales; Ascoideaceae.